Messenger RNA from Chenopodium quinoa (quinoa), 1499 nucleotides. Its product is annotated as GPN-loop GTPase 2-like. The transcript is spliced from 10 exons. Lineage: Eukaryota; Viridiplantae; Streptophyta; Magnoliopsida; Caryophyllales; Amaranthaceae. The record is from RefSeq and is a predicted model, not a curated record. Gene Ontology annotation, cellular component: cytoplasm. Gene Ontology annotation, molecular function: GTPase activity. Bases 259 to 1170 code for a protein of 303 amino acids.
CGCUUUGGGUGCGAGAGGUCCCGAGUUCGAUUCUCGGAAUGCCCCAACUUUUGCCCUUUUCUACACAAUUCUUCUCUGAGUCAUAUUUCACCUAGUGUAGGCGGGCUUCCAUUGAAAGGGUUUUGUUACUGCUUUUGCUUUUCUUUUUUUCUAUCAUACUCUUAUACUAACCACUUUCAAUUCUCCUUUUUUUUUUUUUUUUUUUUUUUUUUUUUUAAGAAGAAAAAAGUAGUUGGUAUAAUUCAACAACCAGUAAGCAUGGUAUUCGGGCAAGUUGUUAUCGGACCUCCAGGAUCUGGAAAAACUACCUAUUGCAAUGGCAUGUCUCAAUUUCUUCCUCAAAUUGGACGGAAGGUUGCUAUAAUCAAUUUGGACCCUGCAAAUGAUGCAUUGCCUUAUGACUGUGCUGUUAAUAUUGAGGAAUUGGUCAACCUUAGUGAUGUGAUGAAUGAGCAUUCACUAGGGCCUAAUGGAGGUCUAGUGUAUUGUAUGGAUUACUUGGAGAAGAAUGUUGAUUGGCUGGAGUCCAAAUUGAAGCCACUUCUUAAAGAUCACUAUCUGCUCUUUGAUUUUCCUGGCCAAGUUGAGCUAUUUUUCUUGCAUUCAAGUGCAAAGAAUUUUAUAAUGAAAUUAGUGAAGAAAUUAAAUCUUAGGCUGACUGCUGUGCAUUUGGUUGAUGCCCAUCUCUGCAGUGAUGCAGGGAAGUAUAUCAGUGCACUACUGCUAUCUUUAUCAACAAUGCUUCAUAUGGAACUUCCUCAUGUAAAUGUUUUCUCUAAAAUUGAUCUUAUUGAAAGCUACGGGAAAUUAGCUUUUAACCUGGAUUUCUACACUGAUGCACAAGAUUUAUCGUAUUUGCUACAUUGCCUUGAUCAAGAUCUGCGUGCUGCCAAAUAUAGGAAGCUCACAAAGGAACUAUGUGAGGUUGUUGAAGAAUUUAGCCUUGUGAAUUUCACAACAUUGGACAUCCAGGACAAGGAAAGUGUUGGAAACCUUGUUAAAUUGAUCGACAAGACCAAUGGGUACAUCUUUGCUGGCAUAGAUGGAAGUGCAGUGGAGUUCAGCAAACUUGCAGUUCGCCAAGUUGAUUGGGAUUAUUACAGAGUGGCAGCAGUACAAGAGAAAUACAUGAAGGAUGAUGAACCUGAUGAUGACUCCAAUGUGCAGUGAGCUUUGCUGUUUCAGCACAUCAGCUGCUGAAAUCACCGAGUGUACUUUGAGUGGCAAAUUGGUUUUUAAUUGCUAGAACCAGACGGUAGAGAAAUAUAUUUUGCAUGGCUAUGAACACGAUGUACCAAUUGCAUAUGUUUGUGAUGCAUAUUAAGCUUUGUGUGUUCAGAGGCUGGCAUUUUGCCUUUAGUUGGCACAUUUGGUUCAGCUUAGGUUCGCUAGUGUUUGAUGAUAAUUUAAGGUAAUACAGAGUACAAAAUGAAAUUACAAGGUGUUUUUGUUUGCGAUCUCGGAAAAUCAGUAUUGGUAUGCAGGAAUUUCAACUGAAA